AUGGGACUUUGUUCUCAGUAUAAUUUACCGGCCCUUCAGGAAGGCUCAAUUCCCAAGGUCAAUGUUCCAGGUCCAUCUAGUACACCUGCAGCAGUACCCAUCCUCUCUUGCCAUUUUGCUUCGCCUGCUUCUGCUCUUUAUGCAACAGAAAGCUCCAUGGGCCUUUCACAUGAUACUAGUAGCUUAUCUACAUCUUCUCCAGCAAGCGAAACUCCAUAUUCAGUUGUUCAGUCACAAGACAAUAUUCUUGAUCUUCAACCAUCUGUCAACUUGAUCAAUUUGCAAAAGAAUCAAGAUCCAAGAAGUACAGAAAACACAUGCCGAGAUUUGUAUCAAUAUUCGCCGAGAAGUGACCUCUUUCCUCCUAUCCUGCAGAAGUCAGCAAAUAAAUUAGCCACCUUGAAUCAAAGCCAAAUGCAUGAUAUUGGUUUCAAGGAUCAUCAGAACCAUGGAGUUGCUUACCAUUCAUUCAGUUCUCAAUUUACAAAACCAACCUCUUACUUUCAGCCACAAAAGCAUCCUGUAUAUUCUCCUUAUGGCAAGAACUCUGCUACUAACAAUUCAAUUUCAUCAGGAACAACGUUCAAAAGCAAAAUGCGCCUUAGAUGGACUCAAGAUCUUCACAUGCGAUUUGUUGAAUCAGUAAAUCGACUUGGGGGUGCUGAAAAGGCUACUCCAAAGGGUAUUCUGAAGCUAAUGGACAUUGAUCGACUGACAAUCUUCCAUAUUAAGAGUCACUUGCAGAGGCAUUCACAUUGCCGAAGCAUUGCAACUACAGCUCGACGUGCAGAGGAGCCUACAUGA
Molecule: messenger RNA, 804 nt
Organism: Dovyalis caffra
Lineage: Eukaryota; Viridiplantae; Streptophyta; Magnoliopsida; Malpighiales; Salicaceae
Source: the annotation of a GenBank genome assembly